This is a messenger RNA of Girardinichthys multiradiatus, 3303 nucleotides long. RefSeq names its product protein Niban 1-like. The transcript has 14 exons. The coding region runs from base 103 to 3045 and encodes 980 amino acids. NCBI's taxonomy places the organism in Eukaryota, Metazoa, Chordata, Actinopteri, Cyprinodontiformes, Goodeidae. The record is from RefSeq and is a predicted model, not a curated record.
ACUUCAGGGAAAAUCACUCAGUUGACAUAUGCCCCUGUGCACACAGUGCAUACGUAUUCAAUUAAUGCUGCUUUUGUAGAAGGGGAAAGGAAAACUUACAGCAUGGGAGCAUCUUCCUCUGGGUUGCUAGAUGAGGCCAAAAUCAACCACAUCAAAGGACUCGUUGAGAGCGAAUUUCAGAGCUUCAGUGGGUUUUACCGGCAGCAGUACUCUGUCACCUACCUUGGACACAUUCACCAGGAGGUGGAGCCUAAGAAAGAGGAGAGAGGCUUUUUGCUGACACACAGGCCUAAGAACGAUGGAGAUGAGGUGCUGUACCAGGGGUGUAUUAAAUUCUCCUGCUGGGAUGAGCUGGGAAAGAAAUGCAGAGAGAGAUAUGCUGUCCUAAAGAAAGACUACAAAGUGGAAAUACAUGAUAGCGCAGAGACUUUUAGACGUGGAUCCGCACCUAAACUGGUCCUUCAGCCAGCAGGAGGAGUGGUGUUCACCAGUGAGGAAGAGUCAAGAGCUCACCUGGAGAAAACCUGCUUAGGAAUACUCAAUGGAGUGAAAGAGGAUUCUUCUUCUUCAGCGCCUUCAUCUCCAGAUGUGUUUGCUGUAUAUCUUCAUCUGCCUUACGCAGGCCACACCUGCUUCCUGUUUCAACAAGAAGAUGAAAGAGAUCACUUCCUGUCUGGCCUCAAGGCCUGCAUUAGACACCGCAACCUUGACCCCUGGCAUAGUUCAUCCCAUGAGAACCAGGCAUAUGCCCGAGCCAUCCGUCUUUACCAGCAGGAGAAAGGUUGCUAUGAAUCGUGGGAGAAGCUGCUGGGCACUGAAGAACAGGUGCUGACCCGCCAGAUGAUGGAGGAUUUGUUGUCAUGGUUACAAAACCAGCUUCAGUCAAAGGUGAAGGGCAAGAAGACUGAACGGAUCCGUCAAUGGCAGGCAACAGUUCAGGUGACCUACACUAUGGUGCUGGAACAGUUGACUGCGAGUUUGGAGGCUCUGAGGGAGGAGUGUCGGCAAACUGCAUCAGCCAGUCAGGCGCUCAUUAGGUCCAACCUGGACCAGAUAAUGUCCUCUCAUGACUUCCUGGAGCAGAAGGUCAGAGCGUGCAUAUGUGAAGAAGCAGAGAAGGUGUGCAGUGAGUCUGUGGUGCCCUACAUUUCCUCCAUCCUUGAAGCACUCACUGAACACAUCGGUCCAGGAAUUCUUGGGAUGCAGGACACACUGCGAACCCAAAUGAACUCUGCCUUUUCACUCACAAGUGGACAGGUGGAGGACAUCAAACAGGCCUUGACCAGUCUGCGCUCUGUCAGUCUGGAUGAGAACUACAGAAAGGUGGAGAACCUGAGCGACAAACUGGAAAACGUAAAAGAGAGGUUUGGACUGAGCAGCGUUGAGAAACUCAUUCACUUUGCAAAUCUGGAGAUGGAGCAGCUACUGGACAGUGCCGUUUACACUUUGGAGCAGUUCUUCCAAUCAUCAACAAAGCUGCAACCGUCUCAGCUUCUUGACAAGAUGGAGAGAGCUAAGGAAAGAGUCUUCAAGCAGCUGGACUACGACAGCAGAGUGGUGCAGAGGCAGCUCUAUCAGGAAGCUCUGCUGGAGAUCACUCUGCCUUCUGUCAUUAGCAGGAUGGACCAAAAGUGCAAAUCAGAGCUCCAGCAGUUUGAGCAGUAUAUCUUCUCUGACUACAGCAGUUUUAUUCUGAUUCACAAUGUCUGUGAUGACAUUCUGAGAAACAUUCUCCAUAAGGAGAUACUAACAGUGGUCCAGGAUGCUGCCAGUAAGAACAGUAAUAAUUUCCUGCUGGAUACGUCCGAUUUGGCCAUUAGUCAGUAUAGUCUACUUGGACAGACGCCUCCUGUCUCUGCCCCUGACAGCCCAGCAGUUCAGCCUCGUCACUCGGAAGAGGAGGCGCAAAGUGCCAAUAAAGAAACUGCGCCUGUGGAGGAAGAUCAGAGCAAAAUGCCUGACGUUUCCCCUCAGAGCAAUGCAGAACUUAAUAAUGAUACCAAAUGUGACCCCAGUCCAGCUCAGUCCCCAUAUCCGAGCCCUAUGUGUCCUGUGAUUGUUGUGACACAACAGUUUGAUGAACCUGACAACAAAGAGGGUGAGUGCUUGAUGGAAACCAACGAAGAGGGUAAAAGUGGAGGUGAGGCAGCACUGGCAGCAACAGACACUACACCAGUUGAAUCUGCCAACAUGGGUGGAGCCGUUACAGAAGCAGUUGAGAUGGAUUCAGGAUCCGCCAUCCAGGACUCUCCUGAACCAGCUUCUUUGGUCCUGAUCAAGACAACAGAUGCCCAAACCGAAUCUGCUCCAAGUCCUGAAUCUACAUCACCUGAAAAUCAAGUCACACCUGACCUCCCGACCACAGAUCAAACUUCAGAUCAUGCAUCAGAGGAGACCUCCUCUGUCCAGCCUCCGUCACCACCACAGUCACCCGGCACAGCUAGUCCUAUGACAGUCAGUCUUGGGUCACUAAGCGAAGCGAUUGCACCAUGCUCCACAGAGCCUGUGGUACAGCAGACCACUGACAGGGCAGUCUACUUGACGGGCCAAAUCAAGGACAACUGGGAGGUUGAAAAAGUUAAAGAGGAGAAACAGAGGGAAGCAUCAGAGAAUGAGGAAAAUGAGGGCAGAGAUGAUGAGAGUGAUGGAGGACAGCAAGAAGGUGUAGCCCAAACAGGAGAUCACUCUGUCAGUGAGCCAUGUACACCACCAGCAGUAGCAACAGAGAGCGCCGCUGUCGCAAUACCUGAGCUGACAGGGAAUGAAGAAGGUAUGGAUGAUGAUCAAACAGAGGGUGAGAUUCCAAAAGAAGCUAAGGUGGAGGCAGCAGAGGAAGGAGAACAUGCAGAAGAAAAGGAAAACAAAGAUCAGGCGAAGAGGGAAGACCUCCAAAGUUUUCAGCCAAUGGAAUCACACCCAGAGACAGGUUCUGAUCCACAGUUGGACAGUGUGUCCAUCAUCAGAGAUCUCGUGACUGAAAUCAUUCAAGUGGAGACAAUAAUCAACCCCUGUGAAAGCUCCAGCAGCACUCCACCUUCAACAUAAACAUCACAGCAACGUCCACAAAGUGUGAAUAACAGAUGAAUCUACAUUACUAAAUGAUUACAACACACCUAUUUGUAAAUGAUACAUAGCAAGGAUGUCAAAAAGGUCAAGUUUUGCUCCUUUGUUCACAGUGCAUUUAAUAAAAUUUGGAGAAUUAAAAAAUAUUUUAAGCUUUUUUUUUAUUUCUCAUUUUAUUUUGUUUACAUGAGCUGAUAUUACAUUAAAUUCAAGUUUCUAAAUAAACAUGUUUAAAUAGCC